This is a messenger RNA of Lachnellula hyalina, 1521 nucleotides long. RefSeq names its product putative transporter. Gene Ontology annotation, molecular function: transmembrane transporter activity. Gene Ontology annotation, cellular component: membrane. The coding region runs from base 1 to 1521 and encodes 506 amino acids. Gene Ontology annotation, biological process: transmembrane transport. The transcript is spliced from 6 exons. Lineage: Eukaryota; Fungi; Ascomycota; Leotiomycetes; Helotiales; Lachnaceae. The record is from RefSeq and is a predicted model, not a curated record.
AUGAGCGCCCGAAAUGUCAAGACGUCUAGCUCAGACUCACCAAGGGAAGAGGGGGACGAUUUCAAGACCCCUUACGCCAUCGAAGCCCCCGAGACUCAAAUAGACACGAGUCUCGAACCCGCCUAUGUCGUUGAUCACCACGCUGAGCGAGCACUAUGUCGGAGGUUCGAUCUUCGCCUUCUUCCAGUCUUGGCUUUGAUGUACCUGUUCAAUGCUCUUGAUAAAGGAAAUCUUGGAAAUGCAAAGACCGCCAAAUUCGACAAGGACUUGGGGUUCAAAAGUAACCAGUAUAACAUCAUACUGAGUGUAUUUUACGUUCCAUACGUCUUGUUCGCUCCCCCAAUUGCAAUGCUCGGGAAGAAAUAUGGUCCAGCGAGAGUCCUGCCGAUUUUGAUGUUCUGCUUUGGCUCUAUGACCAUGCUUUCCGUCACUGCCCACAACUUUGGUGGAAUGAUGGCUUUGAGAUGGUUCCUAGGCACGGCUGAAUCUGCUUUCUUCCCCCUUGUUAUCUACUACCUCACAACAUUUUACCGAAGAGGGGAGCUGGCUCGUCGUCUAGCUAUUUUCUAUGCGGCGAGCAACAUCGCCAAUGCCUUCUCUGGCCUCCUCGCCUUUGGUGUAUUUCACAUCCAUAACCCGCACAUUUACAGCUGGCGUAUCCUCUUCCUUAUCGAAGGAUCGCUAACGGUCCUCUUUGCUGUCCUCGCAUUCUUCUAUCUCCCGAAGAACGCUGCAGAUGCCCGUUUCCUCAAUGAAGACGAGAAGAAACUCGCCUACCACCGUAUUCAGGCCGACUCUUCCUCUGUUGUGAACGAGCAGUUUGACCUCCGAGAUUCCCUUAAAAUCUUCCGCCAGCCCACAACAUACGCUUUCCUAGCCAUUGAGAUGUGUCUAGGUGUCCCACUCCAAUCUGUGAACCUCUUCCUCCCCCAAAUUAUAGCACGGCUUAAGUAUUCGACUGUGAAGACAAAUCUUUACACCGUGGCACCGAAUAUUACAGGAGCAGUUAUGCUUUUGAUCUUGGCUUUUACAUCUGAUUUUACGCGGAGACGAGGCCCCUUUAUUGUCUUGGGAUUCACAUUCACGUUUGUUGGGAUGAUCAUCUACUCCGCAAUCGACGUCGAGGAUAGUCUUCACGUGGCAUACUUUGCAACGUUUUUGAUGUGCUGGGGGACUUCCGCUCCUUCGGUGCUUUUGUCUACUUGGUACAAUAAUAAUAUUCCACACGAAGGCCGGCGCAUUACCAUGACUUCCGUCGGUGUUCCCCUUGCCAACGUCAUGGGUCUUGUCUCAAGCAAUAUAUUCUUCCCCAGCUCAGCACCAAAAUAUAUACCUGCCCUUGCCACAACCGCUGCUUUUGGCGCUACAGGAGCUGUGAUUGCUGGGCUUCUAAGCUUGUUCAUGAUAGUUGAUAACAAGCGGAGAGACAAAAAGUUGGGCAGGAAGCUUGAUAUCAAGGAGGUCCCAACUGAGAUGUUGAAGGAUGGACCAGAUGUACCUGAGUUUAGGUGGUUUCUGUGA